AUGUCGAAUCAACCAACCCUCGUCUUCAUACACGGUUCAUGGCAUACACCAACAUGCUACAACCCACUAAUCAAGCUCCUGGAACCAAAAUUAAGAUGUGUGGCCGUAUCUCUACCCUCAACAUCGGGAAAUCCAAAGGCAACCUUCAAAGACGAUCUCGACGCAGCUCGGACCGUGGUUUCCGACGAGACAAGCAACGGUCGCAAUGUGGUUGUCAUUGCGCAUUCAUACGGCGGUAUCGUGGGGAGUAGCGUUAUCAAAGGUUUCGCAAAUUCAAAGGAAUCACCACCCACCGACAACAACCAGUCAGGAUACGUGAUUGGUUUGAUUCUCAUAGCCUCCGGCUUCAAUCUGACCGGACUGUCCUUCAUGGAUCCAUUCUUCGGCCAUCCACCACCUGCGUGGCGCGUGAACAAUGAAACCGGCUACGCUGAACUCGUCACGCCGCCCCGCGAGUUAUUUUAUCACGAUUUACCGGACGACGAGGCGGAGUACUGGGUCUCGGAACUUACUACCCAGAGUCUGAAGGCGUUGUUUGAAGGCGGCGAGUUUACUUAUGCUGGGUGGCAGGAUGUGCCGUCUUGGUAUAUUGGGACUGUGGAGGAUCAUGGGUUACCGGUUCUUGCUCAGCGGUUGUCCGUUGGUAUGGCGAGGGAGAUGGGGGGGUGUUGUGGAACAUCGUGA
Messenger RNA from Penicillium cosmopolitanum, 684 nucleotides. Its product is annotated as alpha/beta hydrolase. The transcript has a single exon. Bases 1 to 684 code for a protein of 227 amino acids. The record is from RefSeq and is a predicted model, not a curated record. Lineage: Eukaryota; Fungi; Ascomycota; Eurotiomycetes; Eurotiales; Aspergillaceae.